This is a messenger RNA of Argiope bruennichi, 3517 nucleotides long. Its product is annotated as fringe glycosyltransferase-like. Gene Ontology annotation, biological process: regulation of Notch signaling pathway. The record is from RefSeq and is a predicted model, not a curated record. Gene Ontology annotation, cellular component: membrane. The transcript has 10 exons. Lineage: Eukaryota; Metazoa; Arthropoda; Arachnida; Araneae; Araneidae. The coding region runs from base 131 to 1219 and encodes 362 amino acids. Gene Ontology annotation, molecular function: O-fucosylpeptide 3-beta-N-acetylglucosaminyltransferase activity.
AUCACUGCAACCCCAAGAACAGAGCUCUUAAAAGUUUUCGCUCGCUCUUGGUACCGAGUGUUUGAAUGAAGUUAUGACAGGAGAGAGUAUGUGCUGGACGAUUUUGUCAUGAUAUCCUCAUGGUUCGAUAAUGAGGUGUUAUGUCCGUAAUUUUCUGAGAUGGAUUGUGGCCGCAGUUCUCAUAAUUUUUUACACCUUGUUGAUAAUUCUGUGGCAGGUCGACGUCCCAAGAAAUCAGGUGUCUCAGUGGUAUGUGAGCAAAGAUGGCGUUGCCAAUGAAAAUAAUGCCAAAACACGUGAAUUCUUACCAGAAAGAGCGCCUCGUUCAAUAUUGGACUUGGAAAGCGAAAAUCAGAAUUUCAAACUAAGAAUUCCAGCACAAGUCACUAGCACUGCCAAAGACAAUUUUAACACUUCUCUUAGCACAAACUUGAAUGAUCUUUUCAUAAGUGUUAAAACGACGAAAAAUUUUCAUCAAAGCAGACUAAAUGUCAUUCUACGGACGUGGUUUGUUUUGGCAAGAGAACAGACUUAUUUCUUCAGUGACGCCGAUGAUUCUGUUUUGUCAUCGAGAACAAGAGGCCAUUUUAUCAAUACAAACUGUUCUUCAUCACAUAAUAGGAAAGCUUUAUGUUGUAAGAUGUCUGUUGAAUUUGAUACCUUUUUAGAGAGCUCUAAAAAAUGGUUUUGCCAUUUUGAUGAUGAUAAUUAUGUAAAUGUGCCACGACUUGUGAAACUUCUACAAACAUAUAAUCCACAAGAAGAUUGGUAUCUAGGGAAACCAAGUAUAAGGUCACCACUUGAAAUAAUUAGUCGAUAUGAUAAACAACAAAAUAUAUCCUUCUGGUUUGCUACUGGAGGGGCUGGAUUUUGUAUAAGCCGUGCUUUAGCUCUGAAAAUGUUACCAAUUGCUAGUGGUGGAAAAUUCAUUAGUAUUGGAGAAAAAAUACGAUUGCCGGAUGAUGUCACAAUGGGAUAUAUAAUAGAGCACAUUUUACAAAAGAAACUAACAGUCAUUGAUUUGUUUCACUCUCAUUUUGAACCGAUGAAAUUUUUAAAACAAGACAGCUUUUCAGAACAAGUUUCGUUCAGUUAUUCGAGAUUUGGUCAUGAAAUGAAUGUUUUACAUAUAGAUGGAUUUGAUGAGAAAGCUGAUCCAACAAGGUUUUUAUCCUUGCACUGCCAUUUAUUUCCAAACUUCAAUUUUUGUCCCAGCUGAUAAACGAUAACUGUUGUUUGAUAUGUAUAUAAUUUUAUGGUUAGUUGCCAAAUUCAAGUGCCUUACAAUAAUCAGAAGUUGUAUGAGUAAAAUUAACGUAAAUUUAGCAAGUCAACAUCAUAAUGAAGUCUGGAGCUAAUCAUUUUAAAGUGAUUUGGUGCCUUCAGAAGGCUUCAUGUUGAAUUUUUAUAUUGUUUUUUAGAAAUCGGAAAAAAGUGCCACAUAGAAAUUUCUUAUUUUGUAAAUACCAGAUUAUGUAUAUUGUAGUUGAUUUUUUUUUUCUCCUUUAUUAAGAAUGUUUAAAGGAUUUUGUAGAGCUUUGUAUAUUUGUAUGUUUAUUUGUGUUGUGAUGUAAUGAAGUAUGUGCACUCCCUAGAUUUGUAUGAUCUGUGAUCAUAACACUUUUAUAAAUUAAUUUUUAAAAUUUUACCUUUUUUUAUAUGCAAAAAGAAAUUGCAUAAAAUAUAUUCCUUAAUAAAUGUUUUUGAGAAUAUUACUAAUUUUCAAAGUUAUAAAUUAAAUUUCAGUUUGUCUUAAUAUCAAUGUUUUUUUUAUAAAAUAAAAAAUUGCAAUUAAAACUUUAUUUUAUAAGGUUUGAAUUCCAAUAUACUAUUUUCCUCUCUGUCACUAAGACUUAAAUUAUUGAUAUAAAUUAUAUAAAAUCUGAAUUUUCAUUUUGUUUACUUUCUUUUUUAACUUUUUUGCAUAAGUUUUAUUAAUCUUGAUGAAUGGAUUCCUUCUCUUAUAUGUGAAAAUUUGUAUUAUAUAAAAGGCAAAUAUCUUGUGUUAUAGAUGUUUGUGAAAUUUCUUAUGAACCUUUUUUUCCUUAGUAUUUUUAAAUGAAUCUUGCUAAGCAUUUUUAAUAUUCUGAAAAUUUAAUCAGCAUUUAUUUUUUUUAUUCCAAAAUGAUUUUUCCUCCCCUUAUCUGAAUGUUUUCCUCUAUUUGAUGAAUUAAAUUAGAAAUGUCGAAGAAUGUUAUGCAUUGUGCCUGAAGUAAUUUUUUAAUAAUAUUUUUAAUGAUGUUAUUUUAAUUCAAGUCAGUACUACAGGGUUCUAAUGUAAUGAACAAUUGCUCAAAGUCAAUGAAGGUUUUAGUUAAAGAAAGAAGAAUUUGUAUUUUUAAUGAUGAAUGUGAAUGGUUUUUUUAGUGUUUUUGUCUUCUUUGUACUUGUAAAAUACGUAUGAUGUGGAUGUUUUCUCUCGGCAUUUGUUAAUUGAUUCUGAUGUUUUGUAAAUAAUGUAAUAAUUUUAAAAGAAAAGCAAAGUGCAUUCUAAACUAAAACGUGCCUUUCGAAAUGAAUAUUCUAUUUUCAACGUUGUAUGAGCAAAUAUAUCAGUAUUGAUUGAGAAGAUACAAUCUUUUUUAUAAGAAUGUUAUUUGCAUUAUUUUUUUAUUAACAUUGAAUCUAUUUGAUUAAUAUUCAUUAUAUUAUAUUAUUGAUAAUAUAUUCUUAUUCUGAUUGUAUUUGAAUUUUUAUAUCUAAAGAAAUUGUAAAUUUCUUAUGUUUAGCUGUGCCAAAUUAUUCAGUUAGGUGUUAAAAAAUUUCUUGUUGUUAUAGUGAUUUUGUAUUCUUGGUUUUAGUUUUAACUAAUUUUUUAAAUAUUAAAUUUCAAAUCAAAAUAAUUACUUAUAAAAUAUUGUUAUGUAAAUUGUAUUGUGCAAAUAUGUUCAAUAUUAGAUUUUUUAUUUUCUUUUGCAGAUCUUCACUAAAUGUUACUUAGCAUGAAUGUUUGAAUUAUAUUUGUUUCUAUGUUUUCUAGGCCAAUAUGCCUUUAAACUUAAUGCAUUAAUUUUUUUAAAGAUUCGUUGCCAAAUUAUGUAAAAUAAAAGAAUAUUGUUAGAUUUGAUUUUGCACUAGUUAUUUAUGGUUAUUACAAAUAACUGCAAAAAUUUGAUUCAGUAUCUGUAUUUUCUAAAUAUUAACUGUUUCUCUAAUUACAAUUGUUUUUAAUUAAUAAUUAUGCUGUGUUUUUGCUCAAGAAUAAAUUUUAUUCAUAUUUAUAAUUAAAUUUUUUUCCUCACAGUGGUGAAUUCCUACCCCCCUCCCCUUUCUAAUGGCCACUUUCAAGUGCCCUUAUUCCAAAUUAAAUAUUGGCAUUGGAUGUUUCAUUAGUAAUGACACAUUCAACUUUUAAGUUAAAUGGAUUUACCUAAACUUGUAUAACUUAAUAUGAUGAUAAAUAUUUUUUUUCUCUUCAUUUUUGUAUAUAUCUUUUCUGUGUACAUUAAAUACAUGAGAUUGUGAUGUUUUGUUAGUUUGCCAAGUAAAGGAAAAAAUAAAGACUUUUGUUAAAGUG